UCAUCUCCAUCACCUUCUCUCACUGCACCUGACCCGCUGGCCAGCACUCGUCCUCCUCCUGUCAGAAUGUCUUUGCCCAACUCAGAGAACGCCUCCACCCUGGAGAACGCCAUGCAGCUCAUGAUCCAGACUUUCCACAAGUACUCUGGGAACGAGGGUGACAAAUAUACACUGAGCAGGACUGAGCUCAAAGAGAUGCUUAAUUCAGAGCUUGGCAACUACCUGGGGAAUGCCCAAGAUAAGGAGGCAGUGGAUAAGGUUAUGGGAGACCUGGAUUCCAACAACGACGGGGAGGUCGACUUCACCGAGUUCAUCAUACUGGUCGGAGCCCUCACCGUAGCCUGCAAUGACUUCUUCCUGGACUACAAUGAAAAGCAAGAGAAGAAGUGAACGCCCUCGGCACGGAGACGCCCACUCUGCAAACCUGCAAGGUCCAGGGAGAAAACAGUUUGGACUGGAGAGGGGGAACAUCCUGUCAUGGAAGUCACAUGCCACAAAUACACACACACAAACACACGCACACACUAACACAUACACUAACACACAACCACAUGCACACACACUGUGGGUGUUUGUGUAUUUGUCUGCUUUUACCCAUCAAUCCAUUAAAAGCUGUAUCAUUUGCAAUGUGAAAACCUGGAGAGUUUAAGUUUGUUUCAGCACCUGUCAUUGUUGAACACAUGAAUCUCUUUUUCUCUUCAUGUCAUUUUGUAACACAUUCCUCCCUGGAAAGAAUAAAUGGGACCUUUUCCCAAACAACA
This is a messenger RNA of Paralichthys olivaceus (Japanese flounder), 761 nucleotides long. RefSeq names its product S100 calcium binding protein T (gene s100t). NCBI's taxonomy places the organism in Eukaryota, Metazoa, Chordata, Actinopteri, Pleuronectiformes, Paralichthyidae. Gene Ontology annotation, molecular function: transition metal ion binding; calcium ion binding; calcium-dependent protein binding. The record is from RefSeq and is a predicted model, not a curated record. Gene Ontology annotation, cellular component: cytoplasm.